Messenger RNA from Aspergillus wentii DTO 134E9, 315 nucleotides. RefSeq lists its product as uncharacterized. The transcript is spliced from 2 exons. NCBI's taxonomy places the organism in Eukaryota, Fungi, Ascomycota, Eurotiomycetes, Eurotiales, Aspergillaceae. The record is from RefSeq and is a predicted model, not a curated record. The coding region runs from base 1 to 315 and encodes 104 amino acids.
AUGCAUUUUCUUAUUCCUCUUGCCGUGUUUUUGGGACUGGCGAUUGCCGCCCCAGCGGGUUCUCCUAAACCCUCGCUUUCCGUCAGAGAUGACGACGAUGAUAAGGGUGGUCCCCUUGGCAUUGGCAGCGAUGACGGCGUUCUUGGUACGAAACUCUUGAAUGACGACGGUUUGAAUGUUGUCAAUGAUGGCCAUCUUCUUGGGAUUGGAGGUGAUGAUGGUCUUUUGAAUACUGGGAUUGGUGGGAAGGAGGAUGAUGGUGGGGAUGGUGACAGUGAUAGUGAUGAUGAGGAUGACGACGAUGAGGAUAAUUAA